Messenger RNA from Gracilinanus agilis (Agile Gracile Mouse Opossum), 2927 nucleotides. Its product is annotated as calmodulin-binding transcription activator 1-like. Bases 84 to 2927 code for a protein of 947 amino acids. Lineage: Eukaryota; Metazoa; Chordata; Mammalia; Didelphimorphia; Didelphidae. The transcript has 11 exons. Gene Ontology annotation, cellular component: nucleus. The record is from RefSeq and is a predicted model, not a curated record. Gene Ontology annotation, biological process: regulation of transcription by RNA polymerase II. Gene Ontology annotation, molecular function: transcription coregulator activity; double-stranded DNA binding.
UGGGCCGGCGGCGGCGGUACGAGGCGCGCGCUCGGGGUCCCGGUCGCGAGGAGGAGGAGGAGGAUGUGGCGCGCGGAGGGGAAAUGGCUGCCGAAAACAAGCCGGAAGAUAUGCCAAGGAUGCCUUCAUCCGAGUUAUUGAUCAAAUUGUUGAAGAGAACAGUGUCAAAGACAGAGAGCCCUGAGCUGGCCACUAAAGACCCACCUUCAGAUGAUCAUGGGAACAGCAAUGGCAGCCAUGUAAAAAUCUUUUUACCGAAAAAGCUGCUUGAAUGUCUACCGAAAUGUUCAAGUUUACCCAAAGAGAGGCACCGCUGGAACACUAACGAGGAAAUGGCCCCAGAGUUCUGUAACUUUAAAAAAGUGAAGGAUUGGCUUACCAUUUGCCAGAAAACAAAACCACAGAAUGGCUCCAUGAUCCUUUACAACAGGAAGAAGGUGAAAUAUAGGAAAGACGGAUAUUGCUGGAAAAAGAGGAAAGAUGGGAAAACCACCAGAGAGGACCACAUGAAACUGAAGGUCCAGGGGGUGGAGUGCUUGUACGGCUGUUAUGUCCAUUCCUCCAUCAUCCCCACCUUCCACCGGAGGUGCUACUGGCUCCUUCAGAACCCUGAUAUUGUACUGGUGCAUUAUCUGAAUGUCCCAGCCAUUGAAGAUUGUGGCAAGCCCUGUGGACCCAUCCUCUGCUCCAUCAACACUGACAAGAAGGAGUGGGCAAAAUGGACAAAGGAAGAGCUCAUUGGGCAGCUCAAGCCAAUGUUCCAUGGCAUCAAAUGGACAUGCAGCAAUGGCAACAGCAGCUCUGGUUUCUCUGUGGAACAGCUGGUGCAGCAGAUCCUCGACAGCCACCAGACCAAGCCCCAGCCUCGGACACACAACUGCCUCUGCACUGGCAACUUGGGAGCAGGUAGCAGUGUGCAUCACAAGUGUAACAGUGCCAAACAUCGCAUCAUAUCGCCAAAGGUCGAACCACGGACAGGUGGGUACAGCACUCACUCAGAGGUACAAAAUAAUGAUGUCUCCGAAGGCAAGAAUGAGCACAGUCAUGGCAAGGCCUCGAGCCGGGAGAAGAGGAACGGCAAGGUGGCGAAGCCCGUUCUGCUGCAUCAGAACAGCACCGAGGUGUCCUCCACCAAUCAGGUGGAGGUCCCCGACACGACCCAGAAUUCUCCCGUGUCCAUCAGCAGCGGCUUGAACAGUGACCCAGAUAUGGCCGACAGCCCCGUGGUCACAGGGGUAUCCAGUAUGGCGGUGGCCUCUGUGAUGGGGAGCUUGUCCCAGAGCGCCACCGUAUUCAUGUCCGAGGUCACCAACGAGGCCGUGUACACCAUGUCCCCCACAGCUGGCCCCAACCAGCACCUGCUCUCCUCCGACGCCACCGCCCAGGGUCUCGUCCUGGCGGUGAGCUCGGACGGCCACAAGUUCGCCUUCCCCGCCACAGGGAGUGCGGAGGGUUUGUCAAUGUUGCCCACGAACGUGUCCGAAGAGCUGGUGCUCUCCACCACCCUUGACGGUGGCCGGAAGAUCCCAGAAACCACCAUGAACUUUGACCCGGACUGUUUCCUCAACAACCCCAAGCAGGGACAGACCUACGGGGGUGGGGGACUGAAAGCAGAGACCAUGGGCACCAACAUGAGGCAGUCGCCCACGGCCGAGCGGGUCAGCUUUAGCUUCAGCGCGGCCCUCACGAAGGAGAUCAAGACGGAGGACACGUCCUUUGAGCAGCAGAUGGCCAAAGAAGCGUAUUCCUCCUCCAACACCUCCAACUCCCUCACCCUGUCGGCUGGCUCGAGCCUGCUCCCCUCCGGCGGGGGGCUCAGUCCGAGUACCACCCUGGAGCAAAUGGACUUCAGUGCUAUAGACUCCAACAAGGACUAUGCUUCUAGUUUCAGCCAGACUGUCCACAGCCCCCACGUCCACCAGACCCCUUCCCCUAGCUUCUUUCUGCAGGAUGCCAAACCUAUCCCCCUAGAUCAGAGCGCCCACACGAAUCUCAACGAUUCCAGUAGCUCCUUCGUGCCCUUAGGGAUGGCGACGGUGAAGACGGAGGCCCCUCCGACCCCUUCCUGCAAUGGUUCUGUAGAGACCCGGAUAGAGUCCACGACCUCCCUCCAGCUCAUGCAGUUCCAGGCCAACUUCCAGACCAUCACGGCAGAGGCAGAAGUUCCCAUGGAGACCUCCCAGGCGGCGGACGGCAACGAGAACCUCCUCAAGACCGGGGAGCUCCAGAGUUGCAGCUCCGAGCACUACAUGCAGCCUGAGACCAACGGAAGCAUCAGGAACGGGGCCAGCAUCCCCAUCCUCCACGGGAACAUGGUCCAGGGGCUCUACCCCGUGGCCCACCACACCCUCAAUAACUCUUCCAACAUGGAACUGAGCUUGGACCACUUUGAUAUCUCCUUCAGCAACCAGUUCUCCGACCUGAUCAACGACUUCAUCUCGGUGGAAGGUGGGAGCAACACUAUCUAUGGACACCAGCUCGUGUCAGGGGACGGCGCGGGGCUCUCGCAGGCGGAAGAUGGCAACCGGGCCUCCUUCGGCCAGGCCGAAAUGUGCAUCCCCUGCUGCAGCCCCCAGCAGGGCACUAUGCAGCUGAGCAGCGCCGAGAGCGGGGCCGGCACCAUGGCCUACAUGCAUGUGGCCGAGGUGGUCUCUGCGGCCACUGCAGCCCAAAGCACCCUGGGAUUGCUGCAGCAGAGUGGGCGAGUCUUCAUGGUGACCGACUACUCCCCUGAGUGGUCUUACCCAGAGGGAGGAGUAAAAGUCCUGAUCACAGGCCCGUGGCAAGAAGCCAGCAAUAACUACAGUUGCCUGUUUGACCAGAUCUCAGUGCCUGCGUCCUUGAUACAGCCAGGGGUGCUUCGAUGCUAUUGUCCAGGUAAGCAGGACAGCUUCCUCAGAGGAUUGCCAAACCAUGUGUUAGACUGA